This is a messenger RNA of Sporisorium graminicola, 1935 nucleotides long. RefSeq lists its product as uncharacterized. Gene Ontology annotation, biological process: nucleotide catabolic process. The transcript has 2 exons. Gene Ontology annotation, cellular component: cytosol. Bases 1 to 1935 code for a protein of 644 amino acids. The record is from RefSeq and is a predicted model, not a curated record. Lineage: Eukaryota; Fungi; Basidiomycota; Ustilaginomycetes; Ustilaginales; Ustilaginaceae. Gene Ontology annotation, molecular function: hydrolase activity.
AUGUUGCUCAACAGCCUUCUUUCGGCCGUCGUGGCCCUCGCGGGCGCAGUGUCGGCUUGCCCUGGCAUCGACCAUGCCCAAGGUCUUGCUCCUCGUCAUCCCGAACAUUCCAUCCAGCCCAGCGGCGCCGACAGUCUCCUUCGCGAUUUGACUUGGGGAGACAUCGCUGUGCUGGCCACUACAGAUAUACAUGGGUGGUACCAAGGGCAUAUGAAAAAGAGUGAGCCCGAACCCAACUAUUCGGGCGACUGGGGCGACUUUGCAUCGUUUGUCGCUCACAUACGAAAGCUCGCCAAGAAGAAAGGCGUCGAUCUGCUCCUCGUCGACUCGGGAGAUUUGCACGACGGUGCUGGUCUCAGCGACGGUUACCCUGCUGGUCAGGUCGACGGGCAGACCUCGAACCAGUUCCACGCCAAGGUCGACUUUGACCUCUUGGCCGUCGGCAACCACGAGCUGUACAAGUACGAAAAUGCAUGGAACACCUUGACCGAGUUUGUGCCCAAGACGCACGGUCGCUACCUUGGCUCUAACGUCAACAUCAGCCACGCAGGUCCUCGCGGAGGCAGCAACGUCACCUACACGUUCGGCGAGCGCUUCGUCAAGUUCAAGACCCACAGCGGGCGAAAGGUGACAUCGCUCGGCGUGCUUUUCAACUUUACGGGCGCGGACAACGGAAUCACCGUGCAGGACCCGGCCAAGAUGGUGCUCGAGCCCUGGUUUGCUGACGCCAUCAAGGAGGAGCCUGAUGUGUUUUUGAUCGCUGGGCACAUGCCCGUCCGCAAGGACCAGUUCCCCGUCGUCGUCGAUGCCGUCCGCAAGGUGCACCCGACCACGCCCAUCAUGGUGCUCGGUGGACACUCGCACAUUCGCGACUGCACCCAGUACGACAAAUACUCGAUGGGCCUCGAGUCGGGCCGAUACCUUGAGACCAUCGGCUGGAUGUCGAUGAACUUCACCCAGUCUGGUCCCACCUUCAGCCGUAGCUACAUCGACGCCAAUCGCCGCAACUACGCCUACCACGCCGGGCUCGCUUCCAAGCCCGAAAAGUUCGACACGGCGUUGGGCAAGAAGAUCACCAAGCAGAUGAACCAGGUCGCUGAGGCCUGGAACCUGUCCCAUGUCUAUGGCACUGCUCCUCAGGACUACUACCUGCAGCGUGUGCCCAUCAACGACUCGUCGUCGCUGAUCAACUUUAUGACCAACAAGGUGCUGCCCACCGUCAUCUCGACGUCCAACCCUGACCGCAAAGGUGUGCCCAACAUCGUAAUUGCCAACUCGGGCUCGCAGCGAUUCGAUCUGUACGCCGGACCUUUCACCAAGAACGACCAGUACAUCGUCUCGCCUUUUACCGACGCUUUCCAGUACAUCAAGGAUGUGCCUUACAAGUACGCUAGUCAGAUCAUCCACAAGCUCAACGGGGACAAGGUGGCGCAAGCUACCAGCCGCAGGCGCGAUAUCGAGGCGGAGGACAGCGAGAAGGAGCUUUACGCUAAAGGUCACGUUUCGCACAUCUACAACCGAUGGAUGAAGGACCAGCACGUGUUUGCUACCGCCAACACGGCAGCAGCUAGGGACUUGGCGAAGCUCGAUGCUCGAGCGGCUGAGGCUCAGGCCAACCGCACGCUCGGGUACGUGACCAAGGACCAGUGCCCCGGUGAUGGCGAUGACACGGUGCACACCGCCAUCCCGUACGCGUCGGUGCCUGACUACGUCCAAAGCCCCGUCACGGGUAAGAACGUCAGCGACAACGACACGGUCGACGUCAUCUUCCUCGACUUUAUCGCCAAGAACGUGGUGAGGAUUCUCAACGGCGUGCAGACCGACAAGACGUACUCACUCAGUGAUGUGGCAGCCUACAACCAGUACACCACGCAGGACAUCUACCCGCUCUACGCCGAGCAGGUCUGGGCCAAGAACACAACCGCUUCGCGCUAA